CAAGCUGUGAGAUCAGGACCUGAGUUGAAGUUGGUCACUUAACCGACUGAGCCACCCAGGCGCCCCUAAAAAAAUGUUUUGAAAUAGUUUUUCUGUUAAGAACUUAACAAGAAUGUGAUAUCAUGUUGGCUAAAUAAAUGGAAAGAAACACAGAAAGUCAAUCCACUUAGGGAAAAGAAGAAAGGAGAUGCCUAAAAAGCAACUUUACAGAUUAUCCAAUCUCUCCCAAGUCUGCUUUCUCCCUUGAGUUUUUGGAAACAAAUAUGUGCUCUUUUAAUUAAUCUCCUUUUAAUUAUGAUAGCUAAGUGGAUUUUUCCCUUGUCAAAAGCAUGUUUAGAUAUUCUUUCAUGGGUUGAACUUUACUAUUAAUUGGAAAUUUUUAACUUAGGGUUUUUAUAUUAAUGUAAUAUUUGGGAUCAAAAGUUUGUGGAAUAUUAGUAAGGGAUAAGCACAAGCUCUUGUUAAAAUGUAUGAUUUUGAGAAGAAUUGGUGGCUAUUUUCAAAUUUUACAGUUUUUGGAAUGUCUUAUGAAAAUUCUACAUAGGAGUUUUUGAAUAUAAUUAGUGUCAUAAUAGCAUUAGGGUGAAAUAACAUUGACAAUGUGAAAUGUGUUCUAAAAGAGAUGUAUACCUUCUUUGUAGAAUCUUUAUAACCCGGUUGUUAUGUUCUGGUUUUUGUUUGUAUUUUAGAAUCUAUUCCAUUGCAUAGUGGAAGCCAGAGUGUUUUGCCAUUUGAUGAAAUACAUUUAGAUCACUCUGAAUUAUUGCAAAUUACUAUUCAAAAGAACAUAGAAAAUGGCUACUUGGGAAUAUGGGGUCUUGUUUAUCCAGCUCAUAUAAUGAACUAGGGUCCCAGAAAAAAAGGGGGUCUUCUACAUUAGGAGGAGGAUCCAUCUAUGAGAAUUUUAAAAUUAAUUGUGAUUUAUUGAUUGAUCUAUUCAACAAAUAUUUGUUGAGUAUCCACCAUGUGUCAGGGACUCUUAUAGAUGUUGGGGGAUGUGGAAGUCAACAAAACAAAGUUCUCAGGCACAAAAAUGACACAGAAAAGACAAAACUAAUUAUGUAUGUAUAUGCUAUAUCAGAUGGUGGUCAAUACUAAGGAGAAAAAGCAGGGUAAGAGUUAUAGGACUUAUAUGCAUUUUCCCAUAGUUUGAAAGUUUCAUAAAAUCAUAAUUCUCUGACCUUAUGUUGAAAUGGCAUCAUAAACUGGAACUAACUGGUAGUUUUUUCUUUGAUAUGAUUCAACCAAUGGGAACCACAAUUCUGUCACACACACUGCCUAGAAUUUGAAAGAAAAUCCAGAAGAAUUAACCUUUUCCUUUUUUGCUGAGGGAAUUUUAAGAAAUCACGUAAGCAUAUGCUGUUAUUUUUAUAAGAUGAUAUACCACUAGUGUCUUCUUUCACUUCUCAUCUUUCGGAGCACCUCACCCAUACUACAGGUUUUAAAAAGUAAGGACCAUGUUUAGGUUCUUUGCUGAUCUGUUUCAGAACUUAGUACAUAGAUAUCAAUAACACUUUUUUUAAAUGAAGGAAUGAAUAAUUAUAAUUGCAUGGUUUUCUGAUUACAUCAUCUCCAAACCAUUUCCAAACUCCUAAUAGCUGGCUAGAUAUCAUACAGAGGGAAUAAAUUGUAGCAAUUCUUUUCGAAGACAACGCAUGGUGGCGCUGCAGGCUAAGGCGUAAAAAAAAAAAAAAAAGAAAAAAAAAAAAAGCCCAGGAACUGCUACGAACUCUACCUUAGAUCUAUAGCCGAAGACAAAAGCCUGUAAGCAGAGUUCCGGACUGUAAGUCUUACUACUCACCAUCAUUUCUGGACAGGUUACCGACUAAGAGAUCUAUCACCGUCCCUCAGGUAGAGCUGAGCCCCGUUUCUGGAAAGCAUUUAUGGAAUUAAAGAUGGAGGUCGGAAAAGAGUGUUUUCCUAAACAAAGGCAAGUCCUGAUUCUCUUUCUCAUGUUGGGAGUGGCUCUGGCAGGCUGGAAAUCCCGACGCUAUUCCGUGAUGGAGGAAACAGAGAGUGGUUCGUUUGUGGCCAAUCUGGCCAAGGACCUGGGGCUGGGAGUUGGGGAGCUAGCCGCGCGGGGAGCCCGGGUGGUCUCUGAGGAUAACGAACCCCGCUUGCAGCUUGAUUUGCAUACCGGGGAAUUGAUACUGCAUGAGAAACUGGAUCGGGAGGAGAUGUGCGGCCCCACAGAUCCAUGUGUAAUGCAUUUCCAAGUGUUACUGAAAAAACCACUGGGAGUAUUUCGAGCAGAACUACUGGUGAGAGACAUAAAUGAUCAUUCUCCUGAGUUUCCUGAAAGAGAAAUGACUCUGAAAAUCUCAGAGACUAGCCCUCCUGGAACCGUGUUUCCACUGAAAAAAGCCCAGGACUUGGACGUGGGCAACAACAACAUCCAAAAUUACAGUAUCAGUUCCAACCCUCAUUUCCAUAUUUCUACCCGCACCCGGGGGGAUGGCAGGAAAUACCCAGAGUUGGUAUUGGACAAAGAGCUGGAUCGCGAAAAGCAGGCCAAACUCAGCUUAACCCUCACAGCGCUGGAUGGCGGCUCUCCACCCCGGUCUGGCACCGCCCAGGUUCGCAUCUUGGUCUUAGACGUCAAUGACAAUGCCCCUGAAUUUGCACAGACACUCUACCAGGUGCAAGUUCCAGAGAACAGCCCUGUAGGCACGCUAGUAGUCAAGGUCUCUGCUAGAGAUUUAGACACUGGGACAAAUGGGGAAAUAUCAUACUCCUAUUUUUAUAGUUCCCAAGAAAUAAGCGCAACUUUUGAGCUAAACAACCUUUCAGGAGAAGUUCGCCUACUUAAAAAAUUAGAUUUUGAGACAAUAUCUUCAUAUGAGCUGGAAAUAGAUGCGACUGAUGGUGGGGGGCUUUCUGGAAGAUGUUCUGUCUCCAUUGAGGUGGUGGAUGUUAACGAUAACUUCCCAGAACUAACGAUUUCAUCACUCACCAGCCCCAUUCCUGAAAAUUCUCCAGAGACAGAAGUGGCCUUGUUUAGAAUUCGAGACCGAGACUCGGGGGACAACGGAAGGAUGACUUGUUCCAUCCAGGAUGAUCUUCCCUUCGUCCUGAAGCCAUCAGAAGAGAAUUUCUACACCCUGGUAACAAAUGGGGCGUUAGACAGAGAGACAAGACCCGAGUACAACAUCACCAUCACCGUCACCGACUUGGGGACCCCC
Herpailurus yagouaroundi (jaguarundi) is the source of this 3182-nucleotide messenger RNA. Its product is annotated as protocadherin beta-15-like. Gene Ontology annotation, biological process: homophilic cell-cell adhesion. The record is from RefSeq and is a predicted model, not a curated record. Gene Ontology annotation, molecular function: calcium ion binding. The transcript has a single exon. Lineage: Eukaryota; Metazoa; Chordata; Mammalia; Carnivora; Felidae. Gene Ontology annotation, cellular component: plasma membrane. The annotation marks the transcript as partial.